UAAAUAACUAUCUAUGUGAGCUGAUCACAGAGUCUAUAUAUAGAUUCACAUCCGUCACUCCCGUUCGUAUAAUAUAUCUUAUUCUCCGGUCAGCUUUCAAGGAACCUUGGAGUGUACCUGAAGGUUGGGGGAGGCACCAGAGAAGGAAAGCAAGAGCACAAAGAAAAAGAAGCUGAAGAUGAGUAAUGCAGAGGAGAAGAGCGAGAUAAUUACAAAUGAGGAAUGGUUAAGCUCGUUGAAGAAGAGGGUAGACGAAACAAAAUGGGAGGGUUGGCGCACCGAUGGGCCGACCAUCUUCAAAGUCCCUAGAAUCUUUCAAGAGGCAGAUCCGAAGGCAUAUGAGCCUAAGAUGGUGUCGCUCGGCCCCUACCACCAUGGCAAGAUUCGCCUGAAAGCUAUGGAAGAUCUGAAAUGGCACUACCUCAAGAAAUUCCUGGGCCGAAACCCCGGCAUGUCGCUGGAAGACUACAUCGAGCAGAUCAGGGAAAGAGAGGACGAGGCACGUAUGGCCUAUUCAGAAAUAGUGGACAUGACUAGUGAUGAGUUCGUUCAGAUGAUGCUGCUUGACUGCUGUUUCGUGAUCGAGAUCAUAGACUUGUGGAAAACGUUUGUGGAAAUACAAGAAGAAGAAGAAGAAGACGCAGUAGAUAAACAAAUUAGAUGUACGUGCCCAUGGUUCCGCACAGCGCGACAGAUGACGUGCGCGGCCGCGCGACCGAUGCCUUGCGAGGCCGUGCAACCGAUGAUCAUAGCUUGCGCGGGACAGAUGACGAUUUUGGAAAGGCAGCAUAUAACGGAUGAGAAAGGAACAGAAGCUGUGCAGAAUCCAAUUACAAGUACAUGGCACACUCUACCAGCGGUCUCGCGAGACAUGCUGAUGCUGGAAAACCAGCUUCCUUUCUUCCUCCUCCAGACUCUGUUCGACUCUGCUUAUCCUGACCAGCCGGAUCUCCUAAAAAAGCUGGCACUCAAAUUCCUCGGCGGAACAUUCAUGAACAAAGAGAUGAAAUUGACAUCCGACAAUGGGGACGUUUACCAUCUCCUACAUAUGAUCCAUUUUGGCAUUUCCCCCCCAGAAAAGAUCCGAGACGACGGUGAACCCUUCGUCUUCUGCUGGCUCUUACAGUCGAUGAAAAAGUCACGCCAUCUCUCCAAAGACGAUCUAGAGGGGACCGACCACCCAACUCCCCUGUUGAAAUGGAUUCCAAGUGCGACGCAGCUGAUGGAGGCUGGAGUACAUUUUAGGAAGAAGGAGAAGGCCACGAACUUCUUGGACAUCACCUUUCAUAAUGGUGUGAUGGAGAUCGCCUUGCUUCAGAUAGAUGACAGCACCGAGACCUUCCUCAGGAACCUUAUAGCAUUCGAGCAGUGCUUCAAAAAUGUCAGCCUUCAUGUCACGGCCUACGCGGCGCUCAUGGAUUGCAUCAUCAACACCGCCGCCGACGUCGCGUUGCUCCAGCAACAUGGAAUCAUCCUUAGCGGUUUGGGCGACGGCAAGCAAGUCGCCAAUCUCUUCAACCAACUUUGCAAGGAGGUGACGUUGGACUACGAGAAAAGUUAUGUUUCAGGCAUCUACAAAAAUGUCAACGACCACUGCGACACCAAAUACAACCAAUGGCGAGCGAGGCUUAAUCAUGAUUACUUCAGUAAUCCUUGGGCGGUCAUCUCGGUGUUUGCAGCUAUCUUGCUCUUCGUUCUCACCAUAACGCAGACCAUCUAUUCUGCUCUGAGCUAUGUUCGACCACCAAAUUAGUCUCCGUAUUAUUAUUAUUGUUGUUGUUGUUGUUGUUGUUGUUGUUAUUAUCUUCUGCCUCUUCCUGUAGGGUUUGAAAUCUUACUGGUACUGUGCGAUUCUCUGGUUGGUGUACUGUAAUUUGUUAUUGCAAGCAAUAAAGGGUUUGCUUAGUAGUUUGAAUAAAAAAAUAUUUUUAAUGUUUUUGUUA
Musa acuminata AAA Group (dessert banana) is the source of this 1943-nucleotide messenger RNA. Its product is annotated as UPF0481 protein At3g47200-like. The record is from RefSeq and is a predicted model, not a curated record. NCBI's taxonomy places the organism in Eukaryota, Viridiplantae, Streptophyta, Magnoliopsida, Zingiberales, Musaceae. The transcript has 2 exons. Bases 179 to 1753 code for a protein of 524 amino acids.